CCGAUCACUGUGAUCAUAGCGCUGCCCAAGAGAUUCACCGGAGCUGAAAGUGAAACUGCCUUGCAUUAAGUGCUUGUCGAAGCCGGUGCAUAGCAUUAGCCUAUUACUAACUCUACCUACUAACCUUGCAUCAUCGUGUGUACUUCUUGCUGAUCUAACACUAUACUAGUCUAUAGCAGAGUGAGAGCAGUGAAGAAAGUAGACCUGUCAUCGCUCCACCUGGGACGACUGCAGCGGAUGAAAGCCCUUGAGAGAAAGGUGAUAGCGUUCGUGGCUUUCCCUUCCCUCUUUCUGUCUCUGCUCUCAAUCUAACUUCCCCAGCCACCAAGGAAACUGCGACCAAGCUAGCUGGAGGCUGCUGACACACCGAGGGAGAAUUUCUUGUUCUUGUUCCUCGUGUGGCUGUUCAUACUGCGUGUGAACUGGUGACGGCGUGACUGCCUGCAUGCAGGAAAGGAGCUCUUCACCGCUAUAGAAAUUUCUUCAGUGCACUGUCGGUGCGUCCAUUGGAGCGUGUGCCAGCGCUGGAUCCCACGCGUGCGUGUCUUUUUCGUCCUGCAUCAAUACCACCCCAGUCUCCACUAUCAACACUGGUACUGUAGAGUCCAACACGACCGACUCACUGCGCUCAGACCGUGGUCGAUCAUUGGCGAAUGAGCUAUGUGACGACGUGUGCAACUACAUGACCUGCUGCUGCACUGUGGAGAGCAAGCGACACUGCCACUGGUGUUCCUGGCGAGUCUUGCGUACAGGCCAUCGCACGGAAGACUAAACCCUUGAUCGCUAUACUAUUAGUGUCGUGGGUGCUCAUUGUUCUGGCUUGUAGUGCUGCCCCUAGAUUCUCGUUUACGCGAGACAGAUAGAGAGAGAGAAAGGCCGAGUAACGAACUGACCUGGAAGAAACGGACACAGGAAGAAGACAUUGGUUCCCGUUUGAGCCGCAAAGGCCCAAGCAUCAGCGCUGGUAGUAGUGUUGGUGUGUUCAAACAGACACUGACUGUUGCUGGUUGUGUGGAGCGCUGGCCACCUAGCCAGCUUUUCGGCGAAUCUUCAUGAGCGUAUACAGCAACAUCCUGUUGUGUGUUGACCAGCCAACAUGUGUGUGCUCUUAAUGGCGUCCGAUCGACGUGCAGUUCUUCCAACAAUGAUAGCAGGUGCGGUGCUGCUGUUGUGUUGCUUGAUGAGAUCGGAGGGCAAUACCACGCCAGGUAGAGCGUCACAGGAAAGUCGGGAAAAUGAGCCAGUAUUUACAAAGGAAGAGUCUGCACAUCGAGAUGUACAUUACCACACUCCCCCAGCCAGACAUCACGUUGUCCUGCCACGCGUUCAUCUGCCCAGAAACGAUUCUCGUGAGCAGGACUUCCCCGAAGAAGUGCACGUGAAACUGAGUGCGUUAGGACGUCAGUUCACACUGCGUCUAGAAUUGAACAGGAUUGUGGCCCCUGCCUCACAUCAGUUCCAUGAGGCAGACCAGGAUGGCACCAUCCUACACUCUCAGUCCGGCGCAAGCAGCUGCUACUAUCAAGGCCAUGUUGACACGGCUGGUGUGGAUAGGUCGGCAACGUGGGCAGCAGUCAGCACAUGCCGUGGACUGAGUGGUAGCUUUUACGAUGGCUCCGAGGUGUACGUUGUGGAGCCGGUGAGGAAGAGUGAUCGAAGUACUGUCCAGGACAAGCACUUUCUCUACAAACUGUCGGAGAUCGAGUCCGUGCACGAACACACGGAGUGUGGUCAUCCUCAUCUACAUAGCAAGAACGUAACGGAAUACAGGAAAUCAUCACUGAAGACGCUGGAAGAGCUUUCCCAUCCGAGAAGAGUUGCACGUCAGGCUCAGUGGGACGGAUGGAGAUUCGUGGAGCUCAUGUUCGUGGUCGACAAUAACAUGAUUGAAGUUCUUGGAGGUCGGAACAACAUUCAGGACUUUGUCUUGCAAGCUGCUAAUAUUAUGGACAUGAUUUACAAGCAGAUUCAAGUGCGCAUCGCACUGACCACCGUGGUUCUCUGGAGUCGUGGUAACCCUAUUCGCAUCACCACCGACCCGAAGGAGACCCUCAACACGUUCCUGUCGUAUCGAGAGAAGAACUGGCUGCGCACAAGUAACACACCACAUGACAAUGCCCAGUUGAUCAGUGCUACAGACUUUGCCGGUGCAACCGUGGGAUUGGGACGACUCAACUCCAUGUGCUCCACGACCGGGUCUGGCGGUAUAAGUCAGCACAAGCGUGGACACCCAGCGACAAUGGUUGCGACCGUUGUUGCACAUGAGAUGGGUCACAAUCUUAACAUGCAGCAUGAUGAUGGGCGUGCAUGUAAUGACUGCCCUCGGACCAAACCAUGCCUAAUGGCCGCCACUGCUGGGCCCCGCUCAACGCACCAGUUCAGCCGCUGCAGUCGUGAAGACAAGGACUCGCUGAUCAAUGCUGGCGGCGCUCACUGUUUGUCAAAUCGACCAACAAAGCUAUUUGCUGACCCUGUGUGCGGCAAUGGAUUCAAAGAAGCCGGCGAGGAGUGUGAUUGUGGCAGUGAGCGGGAGUGUGUGGAUAGAUGCUGUGAUGCAAGAUCUUGCAGACUGACCCAGGGCAGUCAAUGUGCUGGUGGUGAUUGUUGUCAGAACUGCCAGUUCAUGAGAGCUGGCUCCCGUUGUAGACAGAAAAAGAACACAUGUGACUUGGAGGAAUUCUGCACAGGUGUCAGUGCUGAGUGUCCAGACGACAGUGUGUAUCGCAACGGCUUGCCAUGUUCACUCAGUCCACUGCCAGGAAACGCCUACUGCUGGAAUGGAGAGUGUUUGACAAUAACCACUCAGUGCCAAUCAUUGUGGGGACCACAGGGUGAGCAGGCGCAUGACUUGUGCUAUGAUCGUCUCAACGUGGUCGGUAACCAGUUUGGAAACUGUGGAAAGCGGGGAAGCAACUACUUACCCUGCGGACAAAAGGAUGUAUUGUGCGGCCAGCUCCAGUGUAACGUUCCGCCCAGUGUACGCUACCCAGUCAUAGGGUUGAGCAAAACAGCACGACAGGUUACCUAUCAACUGGGAAAUCAACGAAUUACUUGCAGACAAGCUAGUGUUGAUCUCGGCGCUGAUAUUCCUGAUCCUGGGCUGACGGUUGAUGGCACUGUCUGUGGACGGGCGCAGGUUUGCAUGAGCAAGCAGUGCAUCUCGGUGAACUCGAUACGCAAUGCACGCUGUCCGACGGGGCCAUCCGGCCUGGAGUGCUCGGGACGUGGGGUGUGUGAUGAUCGACUUCGAUGUCAUUGCCGAGCCGGAUUCUAUCCACCCCACUGCGGGGCUACACGUCCACCUCCUGGCAGUGUGCAACCUACGUAUCCUGGAUUGUCGACAUCAUUCGUUGAGAACCCCCUGCUCGAUCCCAAUGCACCCCACGGGUUGGGCAACCCGGACGUGACCCAGCCCGAUGGGUCGGGGGACUCUGCCCCGGGCGGGUCGCCCCGUCGCCUCAGCACGGGAAUGAUGGCGGGUAUCGGGCUGGGCGCCCUGUUCUUUCUGAUGGUGAUACUGGUGCUGUGCUGUCCCGGCUGUGUAUUCGCCAAGUGUCCUGGCUGUCGGCCCAAGUGCCUCGGCGGGGCUGAUGCUCCCCCGCCAGCUAAUCGAACGCGGUUUGAUCAAUUUGAUCGCAAACAACCGCCACCGACCUCCUCUGCCAACCUGCCUAAUAACAGUAGAUUGAAAGCACAGCAGAAUGCACAGCGAAAGGUCCCCGAUACCCGGCUUCUACCGGUUGGUUCUGGUUUGGCGGCACCAGCACCGUCAAGACAGCCACAUGGACUAAACAGUAAGCCGCCGCAGCGGGAACUUCGCUCGGCGCUGAAGCGACCCAACACCGAUCCGCCCGCUCUGCCAGGCCGCGCCAAGGGACCCCUACACAGACCACCAAUUGCACCUCCAAACUCGGCACCACCUCGCCCUGUGCCCAGGAAAAGGUAGUCACAAACUAGUCGCCACCAUAGAUAGUCAAACCUGAAUAAUUCCACAAAUUCUGCAAAAUUCCAGCGUUUUGCACUUGAAACUGAGAUUUCGAUCAUUUCCCCGUCUUUCUAGCAUAUCUCCGAUGUGAACUUAGGAUUAGGAUUAGGUUUGAUGUUAUGCUGCCAGUGUUUAUGUAGCUUGAGGGACACAGGGCACGCAAGUGCAAGUGCUGCUCAUGUAAGCACUUCCUUUUGCCAGCGCUGUCCCGGUUACCUAUCCAGCAGUGUGCCUGUGUCUGUUCCUACUCUGUUCAGCACCUCUCCUGUGUGUACACUGCAUUGUGCACUAGUGCCUGAGUUAUCCAGUGGACACGUUGCCCCCCCCCCCCCCCCCACACACACACACAGAUACACACACUUGGUAUUGAACACCCGUACAACAAGAAUACAUCAAGAAGUAUUCUGAAAGUCAGCUACUAUGAAAUGGCUGUUGAUAUUGUAUGUAUGAUUAUUGAUCGAAAACUGUGCUUUGUCAGCAAUGCUGCAACUCCGUGUAAUUUAAUAUUCUGUUUCCAAGGGACAGGAGUUCUGGAAUUUCAAGAAUAGAUGGCAUUAUGUGUUUGAAGCUAUGAGCGUUGGAAGAUUUAAUGUUACUUGAUGAAUUGCAUGGCAUGCGUGUUUUAGGGGAGAUUCCCCAGUAUGGAAUUUAUUGACAUCAUUUUAAGUAAGUUACCAGUG
This is a messenger RNA of Sycon ciliatum, 4665 nucleotides long. Its product is annotated as zinc metalloproteinase/disintegrin-like HR1a. Lineage: Eukaryota; Metazoa; Porifera; Calcarea; Leucosolenida; Sycettidae. The coding region runs from base 1097 to 3946 and encodes 949 amino acids. The transcript has 25 exons. The record is from RefSeq and is a predicted model, not a curated record. Gene Ontology annotation, biological process: proteolysis. Gene Ontology annotation, molecular function: metalloendopeptidase activity.